UCUGCGGCGAGCUCCCGGCGGCGCGGGCGGGCGGGCGGUGGCCGGGCGCCCGGGCUCUGACUCCGGCGUGUCCCGAGGCUCGAGGCAGCUGCACCCCUGCCCUCCUGCCUCGCCAGCGUCGGUGACCGCCUCGGCGGCACUUUGACUCGAGCAGGGCAGCGCCCCCGGGACCGAGCAAGCUUCGCAGCAGGAUCAGACUCAGAAUUUUGGUGGCUGAAGCUACCUCUCCUGGGUUAACUCUGCACAUGAGAAAUCUGAGAUGAGAGACUGGAAACAGCAAAGUUAAGACAACACAGAAGAACAAAAUGGAAACGACGCUAGUUUGGUUGAUACUUUUCACCCUUGGGUGGACUCUCCUCGAUGGAUCUGAAAUGGAACGGGAUUUUAUGUGGCACUUGAGAAAAAUACCCCGGCUUGUCAGUGAGAGGACCUUCCAUCUCACCAGCCCCACCUUUGAAGCAGAGGGUAAGCUGGUGUUAAAUCAAGCGUGUGGCAUCGAAUGCCAGAAAGAACUCCCGGCUCCCAACCUUGCUGACCUGGAAGAGUCUCUCUCAUAUGAGACCGUCUUUGAGAACGGCACCCGCACCUUGACCAGAGUGAAAGUUCAAGGCUGGGUCCCCGAGCCACAUGAAAAUCUCACUGCACAGGGAGCACCUGUGAGGAGAAAGAGACAGGUGUACGGCACUGACAGCAGGUUCAGCAUCUUGGACAAGAGAUUCUUGACCAAUUUCCCUUUCAAUACGGCCGUGAAGCUCUCCACGGGCUGCAGUGGGAUCCUCAUCUCCCCCAACCACGUCCUAACAGCCGCCCAUUGUGUCCACGAUGGAAACGACUACAUCAAAGGCAGCAAGAAGCUCAGGGUAGGGCUGCUGAAGAUGAGAAAUAAAGGCAGCGGCAAGAAACACAGAAGUUCUAGGAGGAGCAGGAGGGAAGCAAGGGGCGGUGAUGGAAGAGAGGGUAGCAGAGAGAAUCCGAAGGAGAGAGGCAAGGCCGGAAGAAGGAGAAAGCAAUCUGCUCGGGGUCAGAGAGCUGCUGACGGGAUGCCCUCCUUCCAGUGGACCCGGGUCAAGAACACCCACAUCCCCAAAGGCUGGGCUAGGGGAGGGAGGGGAGACGCGGCCUUGGACUAUGACUACGCCCUUCUGGAGCUGAAGCGUGCUCACAGAAAGAAAUACAUGGAGCUGGGAAUCAGUCCCACCAUCAAGAAGCUGCCAGGCGGCAUGAUCCACUUCUCAGGAUUUGAUCACGACAGGGCCGAUCAGUUAGUCUACCGGUUUUGCAGUGUGUCCGAUGAAUCCAACGAUCUUCUCUAUCAAUACUGCGAUGCCGAGUCGGGCUCCACUGGCUCUGGGGUCUACCUGCGUCUGAAGGAUCCAGACAAAAAGCGAUGGAGACGCAAAAUCAUCGCGGUCUAUUCCGGCCACCAGUGGGUGGACAUAAACGGUGUUCAGAAGGACUACAACGUGGCCGUGCGCAUCACGCCCCUCAAGUACGCCCAGGUCUGCCUCUGGAUGCACGGGGAGGAUGCCAGGUGCACCUACGGCUAACGGAUACCCGAAACGAGGCUGCGGA
Molecule: messenger RNA, 1572 nt
Organism: Kogia breviceps (pygmy sperm whale)
Lineage: Eukaryota; Metazoa; Chordata; Mammalia; Artiodactyla; Physeteridae
Gene: PRSS35
Product: serine protease 35
Biological process (GO): proteolysis
Molecular function (GO): serine-type endopeptidase activity
Source: RefSeq, a predicted model, not a curated record